This is a messenger RNA of Aspergillus heteromorphus CBS 117.55, 2472 nucleotides long. RefSeq names its product putative serine-rich protein. The record is from RefSeq and is a predicted model, not a curated record. NCBI's taxonomy places the organism in Eukaryota, Fungi, Ascomycota, Eurotiomycetes, Eurotiales, Aspergillaceae. Bases 201 to 2330 code for a protein of 709 amino acids. The transcript is spliced from 3 exons.
GCUUUAGUUUGGAUUCCCUUCUAGUUAUAUGAUCUCCAGUUCUCAACCUAGCGGGAUCCUCUUUUUUUUUAUUUUCUUUUUUUCGCGUUUCUUGUGUUGUUCUCAGUCCUUCCGGGGAUUCCAAUCCCCAGAGAUCAACCCAACCGGCUUAAUCGUGGUGUUUUAACUGAUAAUGAACUAAUAAUCCUCUCAACCCAACCAUGCGCUCAACUGCCCCCUCUUCCAGUUCUCCCAAACGGAGAGCUCUCCACGAGCGCAGCCCAUCCCACACGAACGAGGACUCCCCGCCGUCAUCCCUACGCGCCGUCAGUGACAAGUACCACCACAACACUGAUCCCGAGCCACACGAUGUUUACUCGGCCACUCCCUACCCGACCAAGCCAGAGCAGAUCCUCCUACCGCGACCCGGGAAGGGCCAGGACUUCAUCCCGGACUCCCGGUUCCAUGUCGAUGAAGCGCCGGACCUUUAUGCGGGGAACACGUCGACGGAACUCAGUCACAUCGCGGACAGUAGUAUGAUCGAUCGCUCGGUUAGUGAUCCCUGGGACUUGUCGUCGACCUUCGAUGCCGCGAACACCCCGUCUCAGGUCUGGGAGGACGAUCCAUCGUCGAGCAAGUCUUCCUUUCCGGAGCCCAUGCUUCCCGACCACAAGCCGACCGACCACAAAUCCGAUGAGGGUUCUGAUGUCGCAUACUCGGAUGAGGAGCCCAAUACCCUCCCUCUACCCAAAGCCGCCCCGACCAUCAAAACCGUCGUGUCUCAACCGCCGUCGCGGAACCCGUCGGGUCCAGAGACUCUGGCUUCAAGCAACUCGAGCCCCAACGUGGUGCCCAUUGGGCCACCUUCCAGCCCGAACUUUGUGGCGCUCGACAGCUCGAGUCUCAACUUCGUUCCUUUGGGUGCCUCUUCUAACCCCGGUUCCCUCACACGAUCGAACUCCCUGUCCUCGUUGAACUCGCUAGGCACGGUGAUCAGGUACAUCGGAGCUGCCCAGUGGACCCAUGGCUCGUCCUCGGAACAGUCCAGCUCCUCCCGCUCCCGCUCCCAAUCGGUCCGCUCCAACCCCCCCUACCAGGUGCCCUCGGUGCGGUCAAACUCCCUGCAGGCGCGAGAUCGGAGUCAUUCUGGGUCUGUCAGCACGUCAUCACGUAGCGGACCGUCCUCUGACAUCCAAGCCAUUGUCGAUAGCGGAGUGUUCAUCCAAUACCCGACCAUCCGUGCCCCGUCCUCGUCUAGCUCAAGGGUUGAUGUCUCAAACCACGGGGAUGCAUCAGAUCCGCCUCCACCGGAACCCACGGCGGAUUACGCUUCCGACCGCUUCAAAUCACACCUGUCUACGGUCACGUCUAGGUGGUCCGCCGAGUGUGACUCUAGAAGCAUCUCCCCGGCCGCAGACUCUAUCGACAAUAGUCUGGGGCAUCCUAGACGGCCUUCGCCGGCGCUAGCCCGCCAGCACCGAACCUCGUCCUCGAUGUGGCUAGUGACGGACUCGGAUAAUGACGAGCAGAUGGAUAACAUCUCCAGCUUGCCCGCGCGUCCCUCAAACCCAGCGGUUCCUUCCAGUCUUUCGUCGGAAUCCCGAAAGAGCAGCAUGCGGAGCAAUAUGCGACCUCCUACCAGUGGAAGCUUUUCCUUCAACAUCCUCCCUAAUUGGGCCAGGGUGUACUACCAGUCCCACGACCAAGCUGAGGAUCCCGCCGUACCCGGAACAGACGCCGGUCGUCCAUCAUCUGCACGGCCCACGACCUCGCACACAACCCACACCAACCCUCUCCACCGUUUGCCGACGGCGAUGAGUCGUUCGCGGACGAGGACAAUGGGCAGCGAAAUGCGAGAAAGCGUGCGGUGGAAACCCGACCCUCGGGACCCGCGGAGCCACUGGGCGAGAGAUCCAGAGGCGGAGAGACGAGAGACCUCUCGCCAUCGACUGCGACAAAGCUGGUCUCCGCAUCUGUUUCCAGACAGACGCGUCAAUGGUCCUAGAGCAGGCACAUGGGGAGCGCCGUCGUUGGAUUCUCGGAUGGAGCCCCUCUUCGGUCGGAGGAAUAUCCAAGUGUGGUCGUUCUGCGUUGGUUUUGUAUUCCCACUCGCCUGGCUCAUUGCGUCAUUCCUUCCCCUGCCGAACCAACCAGACAUGACUCUGGCGGAGGGGGAUGUGGAGAACCAGCUCGAAAUGACCCUGCGCAUGCGGUUGCGCGAUCUUGAAAGAAAGCGAUACGAAAACGCCCGCUGGUGGAGGAACCUCAAUCGUUGGAUGAACCCUCUAGGGCUGGUGAUUAUCACCAUCGUUAUCACACUGGCUGUUGUAGGCACAACGGUGGGCUUCUAAAGCAGACAUUAUGACUGUCAAGUCCAGUCAACAUACCUGUCGCUCAUCCGCCUACAACUUCCCUCUAACGCCUUGCAUUACUAUUUACCCCUUACCACCCCUCGCGGGCUACGCCUGCGCCUAUUCUCGAUUGGAUCGAUCU